AUGUCGAGCACUCAAAGUUUGCCCAGAAAUCAAAGAAUUCAGGCUGCGCUUAACCUCCUGAUGCAGGCUCCUCCUGGAGAGUUCAACAACGUAUUUAGUGAUAUUCGUGUUCUCUUCAAUGAUGAUGUAGCACUAUACAAAGAGGUGAAAAGGUUGUGUGAUAAAUACAAUAAAGACAACAUAAUACCUAUACAUCUUAAUGGACAUCAUGUUCUCAUUACUCGUCACAACGAGGUGAAGAAAAACAGAUUCUUUGAUCCACACAGCCGAUUGAUGUUCACAUUCAAUCAUUUUACUAAAAAAGCUAGUGAUUUCAAGCCUGUCCUUGUAGGAAGUAAACAAGAAGCAGAGCAUGAACGGUGGAGACAUGCCUUCCAGGAGUCCUUAGAUGACUAUGUCAAAAACCAUUACCCCAGUGGUGUUUGUAAUGUAUACUGCAAUACAUUGCUUCGUAAAAGAGGUAUUGUUGUAUGUAUCGAAGCACAUGAUCAUAAUACCUCAGCCUUCUGGAAUGGACUUUGGACGUCAGAAUGGACUUUACCUCUUAGUCUACCCACCACCAAAGUUGCAGGAUGUAUUAAGUUACAGGCCAAUUACUACGAGGGUGGCUCAAUCCACUUGUCAACCUGUCACACCUUUGAGGAAACUUUGUGUCUUAAUGGAAUAAAAGAAGCAGCAAAUAGAUUGGUAGAAAUUGUAAAGAAGUCAGACAACACAAUUCAAGCUGCUCUAAUUGAAGAGUACAAUUCUUUCUCUCAUACUUCCUUAAAGGCAAUGAGAAGACAGCUGCCAGUCACUCGGAGCACUCUGGACUGGAACAAAAUAUUAGCAUCCAGAAUUUUAGAAUCCAAACCAAACUCAAGCACCCUUUGA
This is a messenger RNA of Spea bombifrons (plains spadefoot toad), 873 nucleotides long. RefSeq names its product F-actin-capping protein subunit alpha-2-like. Gene Ontology annotation, cellular component: actin cortical patch; F-actin capping protein complex. Gene Ontology annotation, molecular function: actin filament binding. Bases 1 to 873 code for a protein of 290 amino acids. Lineage: Eukaryota; Metazoa; Chordata; Amphibia; Anura; Pelobatidae. Gene Ontology annotation, biological process: barbed-end actin filament capping; actin cytoskeleton organization. The transcript has a single exon. The record is from RefSeq and is a predicted model, not a curated record.